Motacilla alba alba is the source of this 13617-nucleotide messenger RNA. It is a transcript of the gene CCDC88A, whose product is annotated as coiled-coil domain containing 88A. The transcript is spliced from 35 exons. Gene Ontology annotation, cellular component: centrosome; cytoplasm. Gene Ontology annotation, molecular function: microtubule binding; dynein light intermediate chain binding. NCBI's taxonomy places the organism in Eukaryota, Metazoa, Chordata, Aves, Passeriformes, Motacillidae. Gene Ontology annotation, biological process: cytoskeleton-dependent intracellular transport; cytoplasmic microtubule organization. The record is from RefSeq and is a predicted model, not a curated record. The coding region runs from base 836 to 7096 and encodes 2086 amino acids.
CCCUGACAAGGUAAGUGGGGCUGUACAUGGGCACACUUUCCUGCUGUCUGCAGAUUCAAGGCAUCAGGUUUCUUCUGGAUGUUUUUUUCAAUUUGUAUUUUGCAAUAGCAGGUACAGGAAAUGAUGCCACGAGAAAAAAAAAAAGCUCGCUGAGAAGAUGAAGUAACUCUGUAAUUUGCAGGUCUGGGAUCUAGGCACAGAUCUUUUAUCAUUUCCAUGUCUUCUGUGUAGAGUCUUUGUGGUACAUGGGAGAUGCAAAAGAAAGGAGAUGGGGGUGCUUUACCUGUACAAGAACAUGGCUCUUCUAACAACAAGAAAGUUGGAUUUUACAUCAACAUGGGUGUGUCUGGAUUCCAUCAUCUGAGGAGAAAACCUGUCCUGCUUCUGGAUUCCACCUUCUGAGAAGAAAGCCUGUCCUGCUUCUGGAUUCCACUUCCUGAGGGGAAACUUCCCUGCUUCUGGAUUCCACUUCCUGAGGGGAAACUUCCCUGCUUCUGGAUUCCACUUCCUGAGGAAUCCCAGUAGCUAGGCAGCCUCCCUCUUUUCUUUCCUUCCUUCCUUCCACCUCUUCGCUAUGUAGGAAGGGAGAGGCAUCAAUGGAAAGGCUGAAAUACCCGUAGAUGGACUUUCGGAUGCAUUUUUUUCGUGAAAAAGGAAGAUAAAUCCCGCUUGCCAGUGCACUGACUUUUGUUGGUGUUGCAUCGCUUGGUAAAAAUGGGGUUCACUCACUCCAGCUGAAUCCUUGGAGCAUUCCAGAGAGUUGCUGCAGUGAAGGACUUACCGUUAUUUUUUUGCAUCAGAGGAGCUGCAUUGAUGUUAACCAUUAUUUUGUAAAAUGGAGAACGAGAUCUUCACACCCCUUCUGGAGCAGUUCAUGUCGAGCCCUCUUGUCACCUGGGUGAAGACGUUCGGACCGCUGGCUGGAGGAAAUGGGACCAACCUGGAGGAAUAUGUGGCGCUGGUGGAUGGAGUGUAUCUGAACGAAGUCAUGCUGCAAAUCAAUCCAAAGUCUGCUAAUCAGAGGAUAAACAAAAAAGUAAACAAUGAUGCAUCAUUAAGGAUUCAGAAUUUGUCUAUUUUGGUGAAACAAAUAAAAACUUACUAUCAGGAGACUUUGCAGCAGUUGAUCAUGAUGUCUUUGCCAAAUGUGCUAAUAAUUGGCAAAAAUCCUUUUUCUGAGCCGGGUACUGAAGAAGUAAAAAAGCUCCUCCUGCUUUUGCUUGGUUGUGCAGUUCAGUGUCAGAAAAAAGAAGAAUUUAUUGAAAGAAUCCAAAGUCUGGAUUUUGAUACCAGAGCAGCUGUUGCAGCCCAUAUUCAGGAGGUAACUCAUAAUCAGGAAAAUGUGUUUGACCUGCAGUGGAUGGAUGUCAUUGUGCUGACACAAGAGUAUGUUGAGCCUCUCCUGAAAAAUAUGGCAUUGCAUUUAAAAAGGCUUAUAGAUGAAAGAGAUGAGCACUCAGAGACCAUCAUCGAGCUGUCGGAGGAGCGGGACUGUCUCCGGUUCCUGCCGCACGCCUCGGCCGCGCAGUCCCCGUGCGGCUCCCCCGGCAUGAAGCGCACCGAGAGCCGGCAGCACCUGAGCGUCGAGCUCGCCGACGCCAAGGCCAAGAUCAGGAGGCUCAGGCAGGAGCUUGAGGAAAAGACUGAGCAGCUGCUUGACUGCAAACAAGAACUGGAACAGAUGGAAGCUGAACUGAAGAGACUUCAGCAAGAGAACAUGAGCCUGCUGUCGGAUGCCCGCUCUGCCAGGGUGUACCGGGACGAGCUGGACGCGCUGCGCGAGAAGGCGAUCCGCGUGGACAAGCUGGAGAGCGAAGUCAGCCGCUACAAAGAGAGGCUCCAUGACAUCGAGUUCUACAAAGCCAGGGUGGAGGAGUUAAAGGAAGACAAUCAAGUGUUGCUAGAAACCAAGACAAUGUUGGAAGAUCAAUUGGAGGGGACCCGAGCUCGUUCAGAUAAACUGCACGAGUUAGAAAAAGAGAAUUUGCAGCUGAAAGCUAAAUUGCAUGAUAUGGAGAUGGAGCGUGAUAUGGACAGAAAGAAGAUUGAGGAGCUCAUGGAGGAAAAUAUGACCCUAGAAAUGGCUCAGAAACAAAGUAUGGAUGAGUCUUUGCAUCUUGGCUGGGAGCUGGAGCAGAUAAACAGGACUACUGAACUUUCUGAAGUGCCACAGAAAUCACUGGGCCAUGAGGUGAAUGAGCUGACAUCCAGCAGGUUACUGAAGCUGGAAAUGGAAAACCAAAGUUUGCUGAAGACAGUGGAAGAGCUGCAAAGUGCAGUGGGCUCUGUGGAAGGCAGCAGUUCAAGGAUUCUGAAAAUGGAAAAAGAAAACCAAAGACUUAGCAAGAAGCUUGAAGAGCUGGAGAACGAAAUUAGCCAAGAGAAACAAAGUCUUCAGAACAGUCAAAAUCAGAGUAAAGAUUUGAUGAAAGAAAAAGCACAGCUUGAAAAGACACUUGAAGCGCUUCGAGAGAACUCCGAGCGACAAAUUAAACUCUUAGAACAAGAAAAUGAACACUUGAAUCAAACUGUGGCUUCUCUAAGGCAGCGCUCACAAAUCAGUGCUGAGGCAAGAAUGAAAGAAAUUGAGAAGGAAAAUAAAAUCCUCCAUGAGUCUAUCAAAGAAACCAGCAGUAAGUUAAAUAAGAUUGAAUUUGAAAAAAAACAAGUCAGGAAAGAACUGGAGCACUAUAAGGAGAAAGGGGAGAGGGCAGAAGAAUUAGAAAACGAGCUGCAUCGUCUGGAGAAGGAAAAUGAGUUAUUACAGAAGAAAAUCACCAACCUAAAAAUCACUUGUGAGAAGAUCGAGGCCUUAGAACAAGAGAACUCUGACCUGGAGACGGAGAACAGAAAGCUGAAAAAAACCUUGGAUAGCCUGAAAAACCUCACUUUUCAAUUGGAAUCGUUAGAAAAGGAGAAUUCCCAACUGGACGAAGAAAAUUUAGAGUUACGGAGGACAAUCGAAUCCUUGAAGUGUACAAGCAUUAAAGUGGCACAGUUACAGUUAGAAAAUAAGGAGCUGGAGAGUGAAAAGGAGCAGCUCAAAAAAAGCCUUGAGCUGAUGAAAGCCUCUUUUAAGAAGACUGAACGCUUGGAAGUCAGUUACCAAGGCCUGGACACAGAAAACCAAAGGCUGCAGAAAGCCCUGGAAAACAGCAAUAAGAAGAUUCAGCAAUUAGAGAGCGAAUUACAAGAUUUAGAGACUGAAAAUCAAACCCUGCAAAAGAACUUGGAAGAGUUAAAAAUCUCCAGUAAGCGCCUGGAGCAGUUGGAAAAGGAGAAUAAGUUGUUGGAACAAGAGACUUCUCAACUGGAAAAGGAUAAGAAGCAACUGGAAAAGGAAAAUAAAAGGCUUCGACAGCAAGCAGAAAUUAAAGAUAGUACCUUAGAAGAAAAUAAUGUCAAAAUCAGUAAUCUGGAAAGGGAAAAUAAAUCUCUGUUUAAAGAAAUAGUUGUAUAUAAAGAAUCGUCUCUGCGCCUGAAAGAACUGGAAAAGGAAAAUAAGGAACUGGUGAAAAGAGCUACCAUUGAUAAGAAAACCCUGGUCACUUUGAGAGAGGACUUGGUGAAUGAGAAGUUGAAGACUCAACAGAUGAACAAUGAUCUGGAAAAACUGGCCCACGAGCUUGAGAAAAUUGGCUUGAACAAGGAGCGUCUCCUGCACGAUGAGCAGAGCAGUGAUGACAGUAGGUACAAGCUUCUGGAGUCCAAAUUAGAAUCCACGCUCAAGAAGUCUCUGGAAAUAAAAGAAGAAAAGAUUGCUGCUUUGGAGGCUCGUUUGGAAGAAUCAACAAAUCUAAACCAGCAGCUGCGUCAGGAACUGAAAACAGUGAAGAAGAACUAUGAAGCUCUCAAGCAAAGACAAGAAGAGGAAAGGAUGGUUCAGAAUUCUCCUCCAAGAAGUGGAGAAGGAAAUCAGUCUGUCAAUAAGUGGGAGAAAGAAAAUCAGGAGACGACUAGAGAAUUACUGAAAGUUAAAGAUAGAUUAAUCGAGGUGGAGAGGAAUAACGCGACGCUGCAGGCGGAGAAGCAGGCGCUGAAAACGCAGCUCAAGCAGCUCGAGACGCAGAACAACAACCUGCAGGCCCAGAUCCUGGCCCUGCAGAGGCAGACUGUGUCCCUGCAGGAGCAGAACACAACUCUGCAAACUCAGAAUGCCAAGCUGCAGGUCGAGAAUUCCACGCUGAACUCGCAGAGCACGUCGCUGAUGAACCAGAACGCGCAGCUGCUGAUCCAGCAGUCGGCCCUGGAGAGCGAGAACGAGGCGGUGCUGAAGGAGCGCGAGGACCUGAAGGGGCUCUACGAGGCCCUGCUCAAGGACCACGAGCGCCUGGAGCAGCUGCACGAGCGCCAGGCCGCCGAGUACGAGUCCCUCAUCGCCAAGCACGGCAGCCUCAAGUCUGCUCACAAGAACCUGGAGGUUGAGCACAAGGACUUGGAGGAUAGGUACAAUCAAUUGCUGAAACAGAAAGUGCAGCUGGAAGAGCUGGAGAAGGUUCUCAAGACAGAGCAGGACAAAAUGCUGCAGCAGAGUGAGAAGCAUGAAACUGUGGCAGCAGAAUAUAAAAAGCUUCGGGAUGAAAAUGAAAGGCUCACUCACACAUACAGUCAGCUCCUGAGGGAGAAUGAAGUGCUACAGACUGACCACAAGAAUCUGAAAACAUUGUUGAACAAUUCCAAACUGGAGCAAACACGCUUGGAAGCUGAGUUUUCCAAACUCAAGGAACAGUACCAGCAGCUGGAUAUUACAUCAACAAAGCUAAAUAAUCAGUGUGAGCUGCUCAGCCAACUUAAAGGAAACCUGGAGGAGGAAAACAGACACCUGCUGGAUCAAAUCCAGACCUUAAUGCUGCAGAACAGAACGUUACUGGAGCAGAACAUGGAAAGCAAGGAUCUCUUCCAUGUGGAGCAAAGGCAGUACAUUGACAAACUAAAUGAAUUGAGGCGGCAGAAGGAGAAGCUGGAGGAGAAGAUAAUGGAUCAGUAUAAAUUUUAUGAGCCAUCUCCACCAAGAAGACGGGGCAACUGGAUCACCCUGAAGAUGAGGAAGCUGAUCAAGUCCAAGAAGGACGGGAACCGCGAGCGCCUCAAGUCGGUGACGCUGACGCCCACGCGCUCCGAGUCCAGCGAGGGAUUCCUGCAGCUGCCCCACCAGGACAGCCAGGACAGCUCCUCUGUGGGCUCCAACUCCCUGGAGGAUGGGCAGACCCUGGGCACCAAAAAGAGUAGUAUGGGUGCACUGAAAAGACUGCCCUUUUUGAGGAACAGACCGAAGGAAAAAGACAAAAUGAAGGCCUUCUACCGUCGCUCCAUGUCCAUGAAUGACCUGGUGCAGUCCAUGGUCCUGGCAGGAGGACAAUGGACAGGUAGUUCUGAGCAUCUGGAGGGUCCUGAUGAUAUAUCCACGGGUAAAAGGAGGAAGGAAUUGGGAGCUAUGGCCUUCUCUACUACGGCUAUCAACUUUGCCACUGUCAACUCCUCCACAGGCUUCAGAUCCAAGCAGUUGCUAAAUAAUAAAGGUAUAGAUACUACAUCCUUUGAAGAUGUAAGUCCACAAGGUAUUAGUGAUGAUUCUAGUACAGGAUCAAGAGUUCAUGGAGUACAGGACUUUAUCUGUGCAGAUGCUCUUGCUCCUCCUGUCCGUGGCAUUCCAGCCCUGUGCAGGGUUCCCUGUCAGAUCUGUUUGCCCUUUUCCAAAGUGUCCUCUUGGACCGCCUGGAAAUUCCUUCGCUUUCUGAUCUCUUCCAGACCAGCCAGCCUUGAUAGUGGCAGGACAUCCACUAGCAAUAGCAAUAACAAUGCUUCACUCCAUGAAGUCAAAGCAGGCGCAGUGAACAGCCAGAGCAGGCCCCAGAGCCACAGCAGUGGGGAGUUCAGCCUGCUCCACGAGCACGAGGCCUGGUCCAGCAGCAGCAGCAGCCCCAUCCAGUACCUGAAGGGGCACACCAGGUCCAGCCCUGUGCUCCAGCACAGGACGCCCGAGGCACCGGAGAGUCGUGGCAAACAGACCAAAACGGGCUCCCCUGGCAGUGAAGUUGUCACCCUGCAGCAGUUCCUGGAAGAAAGCAACAAGAGUAACUCCAGUGAGAUGAAGUCUGCAAGCGAAGAGAACCUUUUAGAUGAAGUGAUGAGGAGCUUGUCUGAGUCUGCGGAGCUGGCAGGGAGGGAGAAGCUCCGAAAGCAGCCGGCAGCUGGCUGCGGGAUCGUGAGAUCCCUGAGUGUCAGGAACACGGUUGAUUUCUCAGAUGGACGAUCCCUCAAACCAGAGCAGCUGGUGCGGCCCAGCCUCCGGAAGAGUGAAGAUCUCUACUUCAGCAGCUCUCCAAUCAAAUUCACCCCCGGCGCCCAGGGCAAGGCCCGGUCCGUGAAAGAAAAGAUCCAAGCGACUGUGAGCCAGCGACAAUCCAGGGACUGCAACCCCUACGCCACCUUACCUCGUGCCAGCAGCGUGAUUUCCACGGCAGAAGGAACCACCCGAAGGACGAGCAUCCACGAUUUUUUGUCUAAGGACAGUAGGCCGCCCGUGCCCGUGGACGCAGCCCCGGCCGACAGGAGUGCUCCGCCCAGCUCCAGUGAGUACUCGGCACUGCGGGUGUCCUCUCCCUGUGUUCACUGUGUGCCUGCCGGGGGGGAGCGCGGCCCGCAGGGCGAGGCAGCUCCCACGCUCGCGCCGCGCCAUUUAGGAGGUAACUCUGAGCUUGCCAAGCCUUCCAGGAUGGAAAGGCCAGGUUGUCGUGAGAGGACUUUGCCGAGCGCGGGCGUGUUCUGGGAUAAAGCCAGCGGAUCUGGGAAUGGCAGCGCAGGGUCCUUCGCUGCGCCCCAGCCCUUCUUAUCCCUCAACACCGAGUUAGUCAGCAAUAUCAGCGGAUUGCCCCCCAGAGCCGCCUCCAAAGCAGCCGACCAGGCAAACGCGUCGGCGUUUAGGUCGGUGCCGAGGAGCCAGGAACAGCCUUGUGCUGCUCCAAAGGCUCAGGGUGACCCACGGGCAGCUCUGACCCGGGACCCUGUCCCUGCCCCCGGCCCCGGCGAGGCCCAGUCCCCGCUGCUGGUCUCGGAAGAUAACCAGACCCUGUGGUAUGAGUAUGGCUGUGUAUGAAAGUUGUAUCAUUAAAUAUUUACGCCUAACAUGCCAUAAAGGUGUUCUCCAUGCCCACUGGAUGACAGAGGAAGCUUCCCUCCAGUGAAGGAAUCAUUCCUGGUUUAUCCGCGGGGUGGUUGUUCCCUGCGGACGGUGGCUGUGGACCGUGGCAUGUUUGAAUGUGGAAUUGUAACCCCACCAAAGUCUGCAUGAAACAUUAAUUGCACUGUGUAUAUUUUGCAUGCCUUUAUAAUACAAGCUCUAUUUUUAUUUGUCACGCAUUGCAAAUAUUUUGGUGUUCUCCUGUUGGUUACUGCUGCAUGUUGAACCAAGCGCAUGCCCGGAACGGCGCAGGGAACAGCAUUCCUGGGACAAGGACAGCACUGGCAGUGGAGCUCGAGCUCUCAGGGCUAUCAGUAACACACUGAAUAUCUACUGGAGGGAAAAAAAAAAACCUUUUUUCCCCUCUUUUUUCAAAAAUGAGGUACUAAUGGAAAGAAGCAUUUGGAGAGAUCUCAGUGUUUUCUUACCCUUUUCAUUUAUGCUGUGGCAUGGCAUAAAUGCACGAGGAACAAGUGCCCAGUAAUGCAAAUAAUUCAGUGCCUCUAGUUUGCAUAGUAAAUAUUAGUUACUGUCCAUACUGAGUAAUAAACACACAGACCAUUCAUAAUCCUGAGCAGAAAUGAUAAUUCCUACCAAGAGGUGAUAAAUAGUCCCAUGAUACACAGCACUUGUCAUGAAAAAAUGACCUUUUCCACCUUUUCCCUUCGGUCUGCUUUGUCUUUCCAGUCAUGGGUACAACUGUGGUGAAGUGUUUGGUUUUAUCAGGGGUCAAGUAACAGGCUCCUCAUGAUGCAUAGGAAUUAAAAACUGUCUUGAGUAUGGUGGAAAUUCAUUUUUUCUUGUCAAUGGAAGUACCACUGAUGUAACAGAAAACAAAUGGUGUAACAAAAUAACAGAAAAUGUUAAAUUAAUGCAGUUAAAUAAAAGAAAAAAAUAUCAAAGUUGCCUGCAAGGUCAUGGGAGGAUAUGAAUCCUUCAGCAAAUAACUCCUUAAAUUCCAGAUGAGCAGCUAAAGAGAAAUGUUGAAAAGUAGUUAGUUAAUGUGCCACUAUCUCUGCAUGUGCUUGAAACUUCACAAUGGUUAAUUUAAACAGUUUAAAAUUGUAUCAGAUUUAAGUUAAAAUUACACUAGGUUUUCCACCUGAGCACUUCUUUGCAAGAGGACGUUGGUUAUGCCAGUUGUGGGAGCUAAAAGACAUUAUAAAAAAUGGAAUGACAGUAUAGGUAAAGAAAAAAUAAUUAAAAUUGGAAAUGUAUAUUGAAAACAACAAGUGUCACAUUCUGUUUUGUGCAAAUGCAUUUUUUCUGCCAGCAGUUUUGUGGCAGGCACAGAACCACUGUGUGGGCUGAACUUUUAACUCCUGAGUGCUUAAUUAGGGAGGGGCAGUGAAUCCAUAGCUGCCCAAGGAAGAGCAGCAGAUAUGCGUGUGGGAGUCUGGAAGGGCUCUGUUUAUAUGGGAUGGGAAGCCCUGCAGUUCAGGAACAAGGGGAGGGUAUUGAAUAUCUGUGGAGAAUAAAAUGAUUGUUAGAGGAUGUGACACAGUCCUUCCCCAGGUCUGCGCCAUUCGUGGUUACUGGGCUGAUAAAUCUCUCACUUCUCCCAGUGCUGGGCACAGUCAGUUAUUGCUGUGUUCCCUCUGGAGCUAUCUCAGCAGCAAAAGAACGAGAAAUCUGAGCUGUAGAAUCUCAAUUUCACACACAUUUACUGUCACAGAGCAAGACCAGUGUUCUGGUCUUGGGUCACGCAUUUGACUUCCGUUCAUUUGUAGUUGUGUUGGGAUUAGGUUGGAGGUGAAGAGCACCAGCAUCCCAGGUGAUGUGUGCACAAGGCAUUUUGCAAGUUGUUUAAAGAAUUACAAUCCCAGCUCUCAGUGCCCCUAAUACAAACUCAUCCUGUGCUGCCAGGGUCUGGCUCUUCUUCCCUGUGCCCUGCAGAGACACUGGUCAGAACAAGCUGCUUUAGGUCAGCUCUGGCUGCAGAAGCCUUGGGUGUGGUGUUGCCUCCUCCUCUUGCUUAGGUUCUUAGACAGUCACACCUUCAAAAACUUCCAGUAUUGUCCUCAGCUUCCCUCUUAAACCCCAAAGGCUUUGGAAGUGCCAGGCAUGAGUGUCCUGCAGCACUGGUGUCUCCAGCCUGCUGGAGUUGGAGGCUAACCUUGUCCAGCUCAAGCCACUCUGCACUGAUUUAUAAAUUUGCAAGGAAUUGCAUUUCAGUUCUGAGGAUUACAGUUUGUUUUGCUCCUCUGAGUUCAGCAGCAGCAGAAUGUUCUGCAAGAGAGUGUUUAAUGGCUCUGAAUAAUGUCUUAUCAACGUUUGUUUGUUACAUAUGAAAAAAGAAUGUUGUCAUGGACAGAAGGAUCUCAUUUUUCUUCGUCACUUUUCGGUCUUUGACAAAAAGUUCAGGAUGUCUGUCUAUGUUCAAAUAGUGGAAGGUUCCCUGGGAUUCUUUCCAUUUCCAGUCCCUGCUGCUCCUCAGCCACGUGUGCACGGCAGGAUGGAACCCUUGCUCAUUCCUUGGUUCCUGCUGCCUUGGGCUGUGCUAAGUUAGGACUUUGCAUGGUACUGAUCAACACUAAAUACGUGGCUGCUGCCCAGAAAGGUUUUGUUGUUCAGGCUCAGCCGUUUGCUCACAGUUGAGGUUUGCCUGGCUCGGGGGUUGCUUGAUGCUUUGCUUCCAGUGACUGGUGAAUCCAGACACUGCGUUUUGCAUGUUCGAGCUGUUGCAUGCAAAGACAGUCUUGUGGUUUGUGGAGCUGAAUGUGAACGUUCCUGUCGGUGUGCAGCAGGUCCAAACACAAUGAAGGAAGUUCUCUGCUAGGGUCAGUCAGCUGUGAUUGCACCUCAUUACUGCUUUUUAUUUCCAUUCAUGCAGAAAUGUAGGGCUGGUGUAGCUAAAGGUGACACGUAUCUGACUGUGGCUUUAGGAAUGACACCUGGCUGUUGUAAAUGCUGAGAUGAAUGUCAGUGAGUGUAGCUGAGCAGGCACUUGCAGCGAGUUCCUUCUGUCCCUCUCCUCUGUCCUUUCCUCCUAAAAACAACCAGAAAGCGUUGAUGUAUCCUUUUGCUCUCCUGAUGAGUAGAAUGUGUUUUAAUGCAUGAGGGGUUUAUUUCAUGUCCUGAUAAACACAAUGAAUAACCUGAAAUGCUUUUCUCUGCAGAUGUGGAAGCUAUCCCAGAAAGCAGAAAUUCAAAAAGCAGGUCUAGGGAGCAACAAAGCUCCUAAUUCUAUUACCCACUACCUGAGCUGUGGGCCAAGUGGUGAGUUUCCUGCCCAACCUGUAAAUGAGAUGAAUUUCAUUUACAACAAACUAACAGCAUUCCAUCUCAGCCCCAGAGCACACUGCAUUAACCAGAUGUAAAUCCUGCUUGCUUACCUGGCUUCUCUCGCGCUCACUUGUUAGCCUGGGGCCGGUAGCUCUCCAGAGCUUCUUCCAGAGGCAGGGAACCUCAAUCCUGCUCAGCCUUUUGCCUGUAAAAACGACAUUUAUUUUUAUUUUUCCAAUCCCCUGAAGAAGAAAGUUCAAAGAAAUCCCAUUUAAGAAAUAUUACUGUAGUCAGUUUUUAGACAGGGACAGGUAAAUCUGAAAGAACGGUUGAACAAAACUCAAGAGUAUUCAGUACCCCACGGAAUCUGUCUUUUUAUAAAGCUUGUUUUUGGUGUUCUGUCCUCUUCUCGACUUCCCUGAGCCCCUUUGGUGCAUGCUGUUAGUGCUGUUAGUGACUGAACUCUGUGUGUUGUGCCUCUACACUUGAAGCUUUUUCUUACACUCUUUUCUCUUUCUGCCUUUCGACUGAACACAGAGAGAAAAGUGUCCUUCAGUAUCUCAGUGUGAAGCCUUUAUAUCUGAAGUAACAAGACAGCGACUGUAGGAAUCAUUAAUAAAAAUUAAGGGAAUUUUUUUACAUUCUUCGUGACUAGAGCAGGCAAGAAAUAAAAACCUACCUACCUACCUUCCUUCCUUGAAUCAAGGAGCUCUACUGGAGUCUACUGCCGAAAAUGUGUAGAUGGUCUUAGGAAUUAUUGCACAUUGCACUGUUAAGAUCUACUGAAUAAAGGACAGUUCUCAUCUCCCUAAGGACCAAGGAUUUUAAGGUCUCAAGAAUUACUCCAGGGGAAAAAAAAAAAAAAAACAAAACAAAACUUCUUUCAUCUUCUGUUUUUGAAAUUAGCCACUGAUUUGCUUAAGCUUCUGCUAAUAAUUAGCCAACCCCCCCCCAAAACUAGCAGUUUCUAUUUACGUCUGUAAAUGUAAAGGAAAUGCUGUAGAAUUUUGUUGAAAUGGACUGUAUAUACAGAUACAAAAACCUCACAGCUAUUGGCACUUCACGGCCUUAUUUGGUUAGCAUAAUCUGCAUGAAAUUGCUCUUAAGAAAGUUUAUGCUGAUUUUUGUUGCAUACUGCGAGAGAAAAAUUUGUUUACAUCCAUGGAAAAGCUUGGUAACUAACAGAAGUGGGAGUCAUGGGAUAAUGGUGUUAUAGAGACAUUGUUUGUCCUUUGUGUUUUUCACAUUCCCCAGUUACUCUGCAUAUGUAUGUUCAGAUGUUUCUGACAGGAAAUUGUCAGGUAUGGUUUUUCUAUAACUUUUAUUUUAAUAUAAGGCUGUUUUCCACAAAUGCCAUUUCCAGGAUAAGACUGUCUUACGAUGUUUGUGUAUUGACUAAUUUUAUUAUUUUUUUUUACCUUUUGUCUUUUGACAUGAGCUGAUUGUGGCUUGGGAGGUUUCUUAAUGGCAAAAAGAAAUGUAAAUAAUAUCAUAUGCAUUUUACAAUCAGUUCCCUCUACGGUUAUCUUUUACUAGAUACAGUUUGUUCAUUAUUGAUUUAUAUUAAAGUCAACAAACAUUAUUGGUACAUUUGGUGGUCGCAUAUGUUUGUCUGGAAAGAUUUGCAGCGAGCUCAGAGGAAGUUGAUGGGAACUGAAACCCAAAACGAGUUGUUCUGUUUUAUUAAAGCCAGUAAGCACAUUCCUGUUCCUCAUGUAAAGGGCUGAGUUCCCUGUGUCACCUCCGAGUGUCCAGCAGGCAGGUGCAUAAUGUCACCUGCAGCUUCCUCAGAAGGUGAGCCCCACUGCUGAAGGCAGUUCAACAGAUUCAGAAGCUUGAAAUCUUCUCAAAAAGGGCAAGAAAGAGGCGUGCGCAAUAAGCUUUAGAAGGGGAAACUUUCUGUUUGUUUUCUUAAAAACGAGCUUCUUCUGAAAUUUUCUUUGUGAUAAAAUGGGCUAAAAGAUCUGUGCUAAGGGCGUAGCGGGUGUGACAGACAAUUCAAAGGCCAUAAAGAUCAGGAAAAUCUCUCUUCACUCUGAAUGACAGCGUGUUCAAGCUCAUUUCAGGGCCUGUGCCUGGGUUCUCCUCGCUCUCUGCUGACAGAGGACUGAUGCAGCUCAAACCCCCCAACCAGAGCCAUUUGUCACGUUACUGUUACAGAAAAAUGCGUGGCUUGAACCAGGAGAUAGAAACUGCAGUGCCAAAUGCGGCCAGGAUCUGAGCUGGGUGGCUGUGUCUGGGGACACUCACUGUCACUGCCAUGACUCUGGCACACGCUCCUGUGUGUGGAGCACUGCUGGGCACGUGUGAGUGCCCUCAGCCUGGCUGGAUGUGUCCCUUCCAUCACACACAUCCCCUCCUGCUCAGCUCUCCUCAAGCUGCCUGCUUUGCUUUGCAGAGAAGUCCCCUGGCACUCGAGCAGUCAGGUGGCUCUCUGUGCUCUGCCAAUUCCCCUUUCCUUCUUCCUUUCUCAACCUUCCCAGUGUGUGCCCUUCAAGGGAAAUAAAAAGCCAAAUUGAACCUGGGAGCGGCUUCUCAGUUCCUGCUGCUCCCAAUGCCAGGGAUGCACGUGGCAGCUUUGUCCCCCAAACGUUGAAUCCCAAACCCAGCACUGCCAGUUCCAGGUUACAGAGGAGGUUCUCAUGCCAUACAGUGUGUAUGUUCUAUUUACUUUUCUGAUAGUCUCUGAGGAUUUAGUAACAUUCCCAACAUCUACUAUUAUUAUGAUUUCUAAAUUUUGUCCAGGACAUGAUGCAGCCUAACAAAGGAGCUCAUGUGUGAUUUUUAGGGGUAGCUGAUGAUGUAUAUGUAAAUAAUGCUUUGAUAUUAAUAAAACUGCCUUAAAGGAAUGUACCGAGGUGUGAAACGGAACUUAAAAAGCUCUUAUUUAAAACUGUAAUUUCCUUUACAUAUUGAUUUUUUUAAUGUUUGCCAUUGUAUACAUUUAUUAAUGAUGUUAUUAAAAUGCCAAACCAAAUAAUUUUUAUUCUUACUUUGUGUGUAUAUUUAUGCACACUUUUUUUCUGGAAACUGGUGUUACUGGAAGGGUGUUGGUGUCGUGGUGAUGUGUGCAGUGAGUAUUUCUUCUGGAAGGAAACUGAUAAAACUGUAGCAGAAUUUUUCUGGACCAUGUGUAGUUUGUUCUGUGUGAUUUGUGUAGAGCUGGGUAGCUUUUAACUGUACACUAUUUUGAUACUAUUAUUAAAAAAAAA